Messenger RNA from Prunus mume (Japanese apricot), 950 nucleotides. The record is from RefSeq and is a predicted model, not a curated record. NCBI's taxonomy places the organism in Eukaryota, Viridiplantae, Streptophyta, Magnoliopsida, Rosales, Rosaceae.
CCGCCACCUCAGUCUCCUAGUCCUCCCCAUGAUUUCUCUGCUGCAUGAGUUUCGCCUGCGGAAUUUGAAGGAAGGCCUGCAGGCCAUUGAAGAGGAUCAAAGAAUGUAUACGCUUGAGGAAGAGGACAUGGAGGCCCAGAAUGUGGUAUUGAAACCUGAUAGAACAAGGAAAGAUGCAGAGAUAUUAGAUAAGUCAUUGUCUCCAAAAUAUCCUAACUUGACUUUCAGUGAGGCACUUCAGGAGGAGAAGGAGAAGCUGAACAUUGAAUUGCAGCGGUCAAGAACGAUUAACGACGACCCCGAUCAAUGCAGAGUGAUUGAACAUCUUAUUGAUGUAGCCGAAAAUGUGGUCAGUGGUGUGCUGCCUGGGAGGAAAGUUGAGAAGCUUCUUGUCAAUGAACCAAGUUAUGUGGUAUCAGGGUACAUAACCAAUGCCAAAUCCAUCUAUGGAGACCAUGGCUUACGGCCAGAGAAUGAAGGGUGGUUCGGGUGGCAGGCUGAUCUUUUCGGUUGUUGCAGCGAGCCUUGUCUAAGCCUGAAGACCUGCGUCUACCCUUGUGGAACAUUUUCAUGGAUAGCCAAUGUGGUGUCAAAAGGAAAAACAUCUCGUGAACAAGCAACCAAUGACCUUAUAGCAUGCUCUGUUUUUGGUGGCUGUUGCUGUUACACUUGUUUUGUGAGAAGGAAAUUGCGGCAACUUUUUAGCAUAGAAGGAAGUUCUUGUGAUGACUUCUUCACUCACCUCAUGUGCUGCUGCUGUGCCAUGGUUCAGGAACGACGAGAACUUGAACUCAGAAACUUCGAAGGUUGCCGAGGAACAAAUAUGAUCGUCCCACCAUCAUUACAAUGCAUGAAUGCAUGAAGCCUUGGGUGCCUUGUACUACGUCUUAGAUGUAUGUAAAUCAAUUUAUGAUUCCAAUCCAACAAAUUGGCAUGAAUAUCCUGUUACA